Sitophilus oryzae (rice weevil) is the source of this 2558-nucleotide messenger RNA. Its product is annotated as potassium/sodium hyperpolarization-activated cyclic nucleotide-gated channel 2-like. NCBI's taxonomy places the organism in Eukaryota, Metazoa, Arthropoda, Insecta, Coleoptera, Curculionidae. The transcript is spliced from 11 exons. Bases 951 to 2486 code for a protein of 511 amino acids. The record is from RefSeq and is a predicted model, not a curated record.
UAAAGAGAAAGAGUAAAGAAAACUAAGCUAAGCGCUACGAAAAUUUGAUAAACCGCACCUGUACUUAGAAAUAUAUAGCCUUGGUGCAUUUCAGCUGAUUUUAAAAAUUCCGACCGCAGCGCUGGAUACGGCAGAAAUCAGAAGUUUUCGGCCCUGUAUUUCACGCAGAGUUGUUUGCAUUAAAAUAAUAUUAAAAUCGUGGCUUUGUCAUAAUAUUUAAUAUUUUAGUAUUUAAUAGUGCAAUUAUAUUGAAACAAUAAAACUUUCAGGUAGGUACUAGCUGGUACUAGAGGUUUGUGUGAUGUAACGCUGUUUCGGGUAGUAAAAAUUAAGUGAAAAGGAACCCGAACUGGGCGUCGGCGUCGCGUCGCUUUGUGUUGCGACAAUUUCAAAUGUUAAUAAAGCUGUCAAAAAAUGUUAAAACCAAAGUGUUGUAAAUUAAGUAGAUGCGUAGGGUAAUUUCGCGGGCAGUGAUGUAGCCCCUUCCCUAAAACCCCGCAAUCGCGGUGGGCCCUCUGAUAUAAAGGCAGAUAGAGGAUCUCGGGCUACAUGUUGAACAUUGAGGUACUGGGGCGAGGAGUCAAAUAGCCGAAAUUGCGGGGGAGCCCAAAAUUUCUAGUUACGCCACUGUUCGCAGGCAAAAUCUAGAUAUAAAAGCAAUUAAUUAUUAUUAUCUGUAUCUAACAUUUGAAAUUUAUUGAGCAUAUCCAGGCAUAUCUGUCCAGAUCUGUCAUAUUUUUUUGAAAGUGAAGCAUAAUAUAGACGUUUUUGAUGUUUUAUUUCUCUAAUAUAUCAUUUAAAAAUGGAUAUAAAACGAGACAAGGUAGUUAAAGAGUGUGUUUACCAAAUACGGUCACGACUGUACGUUGGACGAAUUACCCGAAGAAUACGAAUAUAAAGGAAUCCCUAAUCGUGGCUGUAUUAGUAUUAUUAAACGCUGGAUAAUCAGAAUGUGCGUAGUUAGUGAAUCCAGUAAAAUGUAUACUCAACAUCUUCGAAGUUUUGGGGCUAUAGUCAAGGAACGCCAACGGCAAAUUUUGAAUUAUGGAUUCAGAAUACACCCCUUCAGUAAAGCUAACUUAAUUUGGUCACUAACACAGCUAGUCGUAAUAUUCAUAGAAGUAGUUACGUUGGCAUUGUCUUAUGUAUUCUUUAGUAUGAAUUCUUCAUUCGUCUACUUAUAUAUAUUCAGCAUCCUGAGAUACGCAAUGAAUGCCUUCUUCGGAUUAGUGGUAAUUUUGAACUUUUUUACCGGGUAUUAUGAUGAACCCAAUCAAGAAGUGGUAUUGGAUUCGACAAAAAUUGCCAGCGAAUAUUUUAAGACAUUUUUCAUACUAGAUCUCACCGUUACUAUUCCUUUAGAAGCAUCUUAUUAUUUAUUUUGGUUUUGGGAUAAAAAAACCGUGCAGUUAUUGAACUGCGUGAAGUUUCUUGUAGUUAUAAGAUUUUAUAAGCAUUUCAAGUUCUGUGCAGAAGUGCUCAGUAUUAAUUAUUACAAGUAUAUGGUAGCCUUGGUUGUUAUAUGCGCUCUAUUCUACUGGCAUAUCGUGUGUUGCUUGUUGAUGUUGUUCAGAUUACAUCUAUCGUCGGGAGGUCGUAAAGAGUUGAUGUUUAAAUAUGCCCGUACUAUUAUGCACAGUUUCUGGUCAGACAUAUCGAAAACUCAUCCAGAGAUUCGAGCAAUUAUAGGUGCUUAUUAUCGAGGAUCUUUGAUUAUUUAUAACUCUAGCUACGGUACUGAUCUACCAUCUACAGAGGCUGAAGUAUUGCUCAUAUGGUUCGGCUGGUAUGCCUCCAGCUUAUUUUUUAUAUACAUACUAGCACUGAUAAUGGAAAUAAUGAAGGGUAAAACGUCUGCUGCCCACAAAUACGUCGAAAUGGAGAAACAAUUAAAAGACUACAUGCGUCACAAACAGCUACCUAUGAUUAUGAGGAGUCGGAUUUUGACGUAUUACGAAUUCAGAUUUCAGAAGAGCUAUUUUAGAGAGAACGAGAUUUUGGACACUAUUUCUGAGCAAUUAAGACAAGAAAUCAAUAUGCACGCUUGCCGAAAAUUAGUAGAGAACGUAAUAUUCUUUAGAAACUUGCCCCUAAACCUGUUGGUUCGAAUCAUAUCUUGCUUAAGAAUCGAAGUAUACCUAGUGAACGACAUAAUAAUAAAAGCCAACACUCCUGGCACUAGUAUGUACUUUAUUUCAACAGGGACCGUAGCUAUUUAUACUAAAUCUGGCAAAGAGAUCUGUCAUUUAGAAGACGGUUCGCAUUUUGGUGAAAUAGCAUUGAUUAUAAAAGACACACUGCGAACUGCCUCAGUUAUAGCGGUGGAAGUUUCAGAAAUUUACCGUCUAGAUCAAAAAGACUUCGUGAAGGCCAUAAAUCCAUAUCCAGAUUUGUUAGCAAAUAUUCAGCAUAUAGCUGCUGAAAGAAUGGAAGUGGCGUCUAUGCUGGACGAAUAUAACAGAAAGGAACAGACAACCAAAAGAUAAUAUAUACCUCUAAUUCCAUGGUAUUCCCAUUUUUUUCAGGCAUGUAUAGAAUAUGUUACUAUAUACCUAAGU